CGCCGCGGUCGUAAUAAAGACCGGAAGCGGAGCUUUUGUCCAUUCAUGUUACAUACCAAUCAAAGACUUGAAAAGUGGUUAAAGACUAUGAAGUGAGAUUCUUGGGUUCCCAGUAAACACCAGUUCUGCAGUGGCCAUUUUGCUUCUGACUCUUUUGACAUCAGAUGGGGUAUCUGUUAUUGAAAGCAAACUGCAAUCCCAACAAUAUCUUCUUCGCCUGAAGACUGUCAGGGAAAAGAUACUACUAAAAAAAAAAUCUCAGAAGAGAAAAUCGAAGAUGAAAAAGAAGUGUGCUAAAAAGUUAAGUCUGAAGAACCAAUUGCAUCAAAUGAAGCAAAGGAAAACACAGGUAACAAAGAUGUACUACCAGAACAUGCGGAAUUAUUUGAUUCAUCUGCUCUGGUGAAGCCACCAGCUCCAAGAGCAGAAAGCAUACAAAAUAACAUAUUACCUAUUAAACAAGAUACCUUAAAAACAUCAAAAAAUCAAGAUUUAGGUGUAAUUGGAUUGUGUGCAUCUUCUGACAAUCAAAAUUCUACAGCUAUUGCUUGAACUUCAAAUUCUGAAGACAUAGUUAUUAACUAUCUUGUUAAUCCAAACUUUACAAAUAAUUUCAUGGAAACUGUGUCAGGUCAGGAAAACUCAUUCCUCUUCAGCACACUUGAAGAAUGAAACAUAAAUAACAAAUCUUUUACUGCCAUUUUAAUACCCACAGAAAAUUGUAAACCUGCGGUUAAUUCUUUCAUACCAGCUUCCAAGGAAACCAUGGAAAUGGAAGACACGGACAUUGAAGACUCCUUAUAUACGGAUGUAGACCACAGUGCUGAAGUCUUACAUAUUAAACAUUCAUCCUAUGGACAAGAUACAAAUAAGGAACAUCUUUGGCAAAAUGCCUCUAACAUAUACUCAAAGAUCACUCUUGUUGAGCUACAAGAACAACAAAUUCCAGCAAGAUUGAUGUCUUUGGAAACUCUUCAACUACGGCAGAAGAACUGGCUAUCUGAUAACAAUUUAACAAAGAACCAUUUCCCAACAUAUGAAGUCACUGAGAUAAAGAAGUUUUUAAAGCUGUGA
This is a messenger RNA of Onychomys torridus (southern grasshopper mouse), 1074 nucleotides long. RefSeq names its product THAP domain containing 5 (gene Thap5). Lineage: Eukaryota; Metazoa; Chordata; Mammalia; Rodentia; Cricetidae. Gene Ontology annotation, cellular component: nucleus. The record is from RefSeq and is a predicted model, not a curated record.